AUGGCUACGACUGGAGGCGAUGGGGGUCACAACAACCCUGCUCUUGACCCGGAUUUGGAUCACCCGGAUAGUCCGGAUCACGAGUUCGCCGAGUUCGGAUCGGGUUGUUUCUGGGGCGCCGAGUUAGCCUUUCAGCGAAUUGUGGGAGUGGUGAAAACCGAGGUUGGAUAUACUCAGGGUCACACCCCGGAUCCAGAUUACAAACUCGUUUGCACCGGAACCACUAACCACGUUGAAGUUGUUCGGGUUCAGUUUGACCCGAAGGUUUGCCCCUAUUUGGAUCUGCUUGCCCUCUUUUGGUCUCGACAUGACCCAACAUCAAUUAACCGCCAGGGAAAUGAUGUGGGUGCACAGUAUAGAUCAGGAAUAUACUACUACAACGAAACCCAGGCUCGUGUAGCCCAGGAAUCGAAAGAAGCAAAACAGUUGGAGUUGAAGGAUAAGAUUGUGACAGAAAUACUUCCAGCUAAGAGGUUUUACAAAGCAGAGGAAUACCAUCGACAGUAUCUGGAGAAGGGUGGAGGAAAAGGUGAAUGCAACAAACAGUCAGCCGAGAAAGGUUGCACUGAUCCCAUCAGGUGCUAUGGGUGA
Messenger RNA from Sphenostylis stenocarpa, 591 nucleotides. The record is from the annotation of a GenBank genome assembly. Lineage: Eukaryota; Viridiplantae; Streptophyta; Magnoliopsida; Fabales; Fabaceae.